Canariomyces notabilis is the source of this 1726-nucleotide messenger RNA. Its product is annotated as TPR-like protein. Gene Ontology annotation, molecular function: Hsp70 protein binding; Hsp90 protein binding. Gene Ontology annotation, biological process: protein folding. The record is from RefSeq and is a predicted model, not a curated record. Gene Ontology annotation, cellular component: cytosol; nucleus. The transcript has a single exon. NCBI's taxonomy places the organism in Eukaryota, Fungi, Ascomycota, Sordariomycetes, Sordariales, Chaetomiaceae. Bases 386 to 1714 code for a protein of 442 amino acids.
UGCAUUUACAGUUUCAUCCACCAUGGAGUAAUAACUAUGCCUCAUCGCUGGUCAGCUCGAGUUGUGCUUACCCCGUUCGGGUUCUCGCUUUGAUCGGCUGCGGGAAACCGCUUAAGGUUCGAGAUUUUAACUCGCUGCUCGCCACUGGGUCACAGAACCUCAAAGAAUCGCAGACAGAGGAAGGAGCACUUAUUUAGUGCCCUCAACCUGGAGAAAAUCCACUGUUGGUACUCAACUGUGAAUGAGGACAAUCUCAAUUGAAAUUCAACGAACUUUGACUCCGUAGUGAAUUUUGCAAUCCAGACCCUCAAUCUGAAUGAGCGGUUCGGCCAACUCGGUCGAAAAGAGGCCAUCAAUCGAGAUUUUUUUCUUUCAGUAAAACAGAAUGGACCAAGUCACCAAGGACGCUGAGUCGCUCAAACUCGACGACUCUGGCAAAAAUGGCCCGGCCGAACCAGACAUCUCAUCGUUUGUUCCGGAGCUGCCUCCGGGGCACAAGCUCUACGCAGGCAAGACGCUCGAGGAGACGGUGAACGACCUCAAUAAGCACCCGCUCUUUAUGACGGAGCUGGACACGUCCGAGGACAACGAGGAGUUGGCUGCACUGCAGGCGCUUGCCUACGAGGGCACGCCGCUCGAGAACGCGGCCAACUUCAAGGAGCAGGGGAAUGAGUGCUUCCGGGAGAAACGCUGGGCCGACGCAAAGGAAUUCUACUCCAAGGGAGUGGCCAUCCUGGCCGCUGAAGAGACCCGCCGGGCGAAGGGUAUCAAGAAGAAGGUCAAGAAGGCGCCAAAGCAGGUGACAAUCUUGCCCGACGCCUCCUCCUCCUCAUCCACCCAGGAAGAAGGCAGCAACCCAAGGAAAAAGGAGGAGGACGACGAAGAAGAAGUCCCCGAUCUCCCCUCAGAAGUAGAAGCCGAACGCGCCCUCCUCGAAACCCUCCACCUCAACCGCGCCGCCUGCCAUCUGUCCCUGCGCAACUACCGCUCCUGCACCCUCGACUGCGCAUCCGCCCUCCGGCUGAACCCGAGCAACAUCAAAGCCCUGUACCGCUCCGCCCGCGCCCUGCUGGCCGUGGACAAACUCACCGAGGCCGACGACGCCUGCAAGCGUGGUUUGAGCCUCGACCCGUCUAACGGGCCUCUACUCUCCGUAGCCGAGGAAAUCAACCAAGCACGCGCAGCCGCGGAAGCAAAACAGCGGCGCGAGGAGGAGCGACUCGCCCUCGAGCGGCGCAAGAAGACUUUGCUUCAGACGGCGCUCGCGGCGCGGGGGAUCCGUACCCGCACCACAAAGGGCGGCAAGCCCGACAUGGAGGACGCGCGGGUCCGGCUGGUGCCCGACGAGCUCGACCCGCAGAGCACGCUGGCGUUCCCCACCAUGCUGCUGUACCCGCUAGCCCUAGAAUCGGACUUUAUCAAGGGGUUUGGCGAGGCCGAGACGCUCGAGCAGCACUUUGGCUAUGUGUUCCCGCUGCCCUGGGACCGGGAGGGGGAGUAUGAGACCGCCAAAGUCGAGUGCUACAUGGAGGCUGCCCAGGGCGGAGGGCUGGUCAAGGUCGGCAAGCGCGUGCCGCUGCUUAAGGUGCUCAGCGGGGGCAAGGUGGAAGUGGUGGAUGAGUUGCUGAGGGUAUUUGUAGUGCCGCGGGCCAAGGCGGACGGGUGGGUGAGGGAAUGGAAGGUUAAGCGCGGGUUGGGGGAGGAGGGGGGUUAGGUAAAGUCGAAC